Oryzias latipes (Japanese medaka) is the source of this 1330-nucleotide messenger RNA. It is a transcript of the gene ctsh, whose product is annotated as cathepsin H. Gene Ontology annotation, biological process: proteolysis. The record is from RefSeq and is a predicted model, not a curated record. NCBI's taxonomy places the organism in Eukaryota, Metazoa, Chordata, Actinopteri, Beloniformes, Adrianichthyidae. Gene Ontology annotation, molecular function: cysteine-type peptidase activity.
UAAGCUCUCAGGUUACCUUUAAAAACACUUCUCUGAAGCGGACCGAGUUCCGCGCGCCUGUUUCUCUCCACCUUCCAUUCACGUUUCUCCACCAAACAUGACGGGUUUGUGGCUUCUGGCUCUGCCGCUCAUAACUUCAGCCAUGGGUGCUUCCGAACACGAUGAGGUCCAGUUUAAGUUCUGGAUGACGCAGCACAAGAAGGAGUACAGCAUGAUGGAAUACCACCAGAGACUGCAGAUUUUCACUGAGAACAAGAAGUUGAUAGACAAACACAAUGAAGGAAAUCAUUCAUUCACAAUGGCACUGAAUCAGUUUUCAGACAUGACAUUUACCGAGUUCCGCAAAGCUUUCCUCUGGUCUGAGCCGCAGAACUGCUCAGCCACCAGUGGAAACCACCUCAGCAGCAAAGGGCCAUACCCAGACUCCAUAGACUGGAGAAAGAAGGGAAACUACAUAACACCAGUUAAGAAUCAGGGAGCUUGUGGUAGCUGUUGGACUUUUUCCACCACUGGUUGUCUGGAAUCUGUCACAGCAAUCGCCACAGGAAAGCUCUUAUCAUUGUCAGAACAACAGCUGGUCGACUGUGCCCAAGAUUUCAACAAUCAUGGAUGUAACGGGGGUCUUCCCAGUCAAGCAUUUGAAUACAUAAUGUACAACAAAGGACUAAUGACGGAGCAGGACUACCCCUACACAGCCAUGGAAGAUAAAUGUAUGUAUAAACCAUCAUUGGCGGCUGCUUUUGUGAAAGAAGUGGUGAACGUCACAGCGUAUGAUGAGAUGGGGAUGGUGGACGCCGUCGCCACUCACAAUCCUGUCAGCUUUGCGUUCGAAGUAACCUCAGACUUCAUGAAUUACCAUCAGGGUGUAUACACCAGCACUGAAUGCCACAGCACUGCAGACAAGGUAAACCAUGCUGUGCUCGCUGUGGGCUAUGGACAAGAGAAUGGUACUCCGUACUGGAUUGUAAAGAACUCCUGGGGGUCUAAAUGGGGCAUGGAUGGAUACUUUCUCAUUGAACGUGGGAAGAACAUGUGUGGCCUUGCUGCCUGUGCCUCUUUUCCUGUGGUUUGACUUUUUUCUUUAACUGUAAUUAGUAGAAUUCCUUUAAAGUUUUUAAAAGGUAAAAUCAAUUUUAUGUGUGUUCAGUCCCUAUUUGUAUAUUAUUUUUUACACAAGAAAUUCUGCACUAAAAUGGAAUCAUAUAUAACUAUAUUGUUAAUUUUAUACUACUUAAGUAUAAUAAAACAAAUGAAAAAGAUCAAAAGGAAACGUGAGUUUGAAUAAAAGUAAAGUUACUUUGAUUUUAUUGUCUAUUCAUAGUUUAUUUCA